AUGAACAGCCAGUACAUGCGCAGGGAAGUCUUCUGCUGUGAGACCUGUGAUGAGCUCAAAAGCUUCUGGGAAAAGGAAAUUAGCAAACAGACUUGUUACCGAGAACUUGAAGAAGAUCGCCAGGAGAAAAGCGCUCUGAGAAAGCUUCGAGAAGAAUGGAAGCAGAGGCUGGAGAAGAGGCUGAGAAUGCUGGACAAUCCUGAUGAUAAGGGAAAGCAAGCUACCCCUGAGAACUGAGUGCUUCUGGCAAACCAUCAAGAGCAUCUUCUUCUAAAGGAAAAAGACUUCCAUAGAGUUAUACUGACUUCCUAAGCUGAACUUCCCGAUCUGUUCUUCCAUUUGAGAAAGGACAUACAUGUAAACCCUACCCUGUGUUAAUGGGAACUGUUAUCCAGCUCAACCCUCUCCACACAGAGGACAGGGUGACUGCAAGGGUGGGAUGCUUGGAUUGCUUAAUGUAAAAAGCUCUUUGAAUUAGCACCCCUCCCCAUGUAGUAAAGGUGGUUCUGCCUUCUAUCCCCAUCUUGAAAUCUAAAUGCUUUCCCUGAACUUGCUUGAGGCAAUGACCUUGAUGGAACCCAGCUUCUCCACAUCUCUAGAAACUGAUCACAAAAUCAUUGUCUCCUUUCUUCC
Molecule: messenger RNA, 633 nt
Organism: Peromyscus californicus insignis
Lineage: Eukaryota; Metazoa; Chordata; Mammalia; Rodentia; Cricetidae
Gene: Fam240b
Product: family with sequence similarity 240 member B
Exons: 2
Coding region: 1-237 (78 amino acids)
Source: RefSeq, a predicted model, not a curated record